This is a messenger RNA of Acanthopagrus latus (yellowfin seabream), 4319 nucleotides long. It is a transcript of the gene trak2, whose product is annotated as trafficking protein, kinesin binding 2. The transcript has 17 exons. Bases 278 to 3331 code for a protein of 1017 amino acids. Gene Ontology annotation, biological process: neurogenesis; anterograde axonal transport of mitochondrion. Gene Ontology annotation, cellular component: dendrite. Gene Ontology annotation, molecular function: GABA receptor binding. The record is from RefSeq and is a predicted model, not a curated record. NCBI's taxonomy places the organism in Eukaryota, Metazoa, Chordata, Actinopteri, Spariformes, Sparidae.
CCUCUCAGCCCGUCGCACGUUGAUGAUUCAGAGGUGUUCGCUGCCUCCCUCCCUUCCCCUAUUGUUUGAGGUUUUGGUGAAGUGAUUGUCAGACACCGCAUGUACCGCAGGAAUUGCCCAUGUUGUGGAAUAACACUGACAUAAGGUAAAGGUGUGUGGGCACCACCGAUCAGUCUGAGAACAGGAUGUGAUGUCACAGCGAUAGUGGCUGCCAUUUUCUGUCCAGCUGUGUGUUUGCGAGUGGGGGCUCCCUCCUCACCCGCUCCAAGGACAGGACAUGUUUGAAGCCAAACCUCGGGCGGUGGAGAAGAAGGAGUCGAGCACCGAGACAGAUGAGGGUCUGGGCAGCAGCAGUAGGCAUUAUGGCUCCGGCUCACUGGGCUCAGGUUCGGCCGGAUCCGUCUACCUAUCCGACAGCCAGGACUGGGUGGUCUCCCCGAGCUGCUCUCCGGAUGAAGGCCCCGUCCAGCCCACCGCCAUCUCUCCCUUGCUGGCUGAAGAGACAUUUCGCUACAUGACGUAUCUUGCUUUGGAGCCCUCCUCUUAUUCCCACCCCGGCUCUCAGAGCCUCUCCAAAGUUCUCAGUGCUGAUCGCGUGGAGCAGAUGACCAAGACUUACAAUGACAUGGAAGUGGUCACGCAGCUUUUGGCCGAGCGGGACAGAGACUUGGAGCUGGCAGCUCGGAUCGGUCAGUCACUUCUGCAGAGGAACCACCUGCUGCAGGAGCGCAAUGAGGCCUUGGAGGAGCAGCUAGCACAGGCCCUGGACCAGGUUCACCAGCUGCAGCAUGAGCUCAGUAAGAAGGACGAGUUGCUGCGGAUGGUGGCCAGCGCGUCCGAGGAGAGUGAGACCGACUCCAGCGUGUCCACGCCGCUGCGGCAACCUCUGCCGCUUGGGGGAACCACCGCCGCCGCAGCCCUCAGCCAGCUGGAGUUUCUCCAGAGCAAGCUGCAGGACCUGGAGGAGGAGAACCUGGCACUGAGGUCUGAGGCAUGUCAGCUGAAAACCGACACCAUCACCUAUGAGGAGAAGGAGCAGCAGCUAGUGAGCGACUGUGUGAAGGAGCUCCGCGAGUCCAACAGCCAGAUGGUGUCUCUGACGGAUGAGCUGUCGCAGAAGAACGAGGAGCUGAUCAGACACCAGGAGGAAAUCGCUCAGCUGCUCUCUCAGAUUGUUGAGCUGCAGCACAGAGUGAAGGAGCUGGCUCUAGAGAAAGAGGAGCUGAGGAUCCACCUGCAGGCCUCUAAGGAUGCUCAGAGACAGCUCACAGCAGAGCUGAACGAGUUGGCGGACAGGAAUGCCGAGUGUGUGGAGAUGCUCCACGAAUCCCAGGAGGAGAUCAGAGAGCUCCGCAAUAAAAACACUCCUUCUGCCGGCAUGCGAAGGCACCUCUCCUACGGCCUCUACCCCAUGGAUUCUUUGGCGGCUGAGAUCGAGGGCACCAUGAGGAGAGAACUGAGUGUAGAGGAGGAGUCUACCUUUCAGGACCAAAGAAUUUCCCAGAAGCGAGUCUUCCAAACAGUGCGCUCCAUCAACGCCUCAACAUCACGGCCAGCUUCUGCAACCCCUCCUAUCCCCGGCUCAGGGCAGAGUUCUCUAGUGAUGACAGCACAGCCCUUCCCAUCCAAUCAGGGAGAGGAGGUGCGACUAGGCCAGCCCGGCUCACCGGGAGGAAACGACCUGACCAGGGCCCUCCACCGCCUGUCGCUGCGACGACAGAACUUCCUGUGCGAGCGCCGCUUCUUCCAGGCGGAGCGCGAGAAGAAGCUGCAGGCGCUGGAAGAAGGGGGCGGCAGCGGGUGCAGCUCGCCGAUGGGCAGCGCCGUGUCCUCUUUCUCCAACCUGUCGGAACUGUCCUUCAGCUCCAGCGUCUUCAAGACCUUCCUGCCUGAGAAGCUUCAGAUCGUCAAGCCCAUGGAAGGCUCACUGACACUCCAUCACUGGCAGCAGCUGGCCCAACCACACCUGGCCACCAUCCUGGAUCCCCACCCUGGCAUUGUGACCAAAGGUUUCUGCCCGCUGCCUCAGGAUGCUGUGUACCGUCUGUCCGACAUGGAGGAGGAUGAGGAGGAUGAAGAGCACCGAGGGGCAGGUGCGCUGGAGAAGGGCGCGGCAGAGCGAGGUAAGGAAGAGGAAGACGAGGAAGAGGAGGAGGGUGGGAUCGUCUUCAAGGUUCGUGUUUCGUCCACGCCGGAAGAGAGGAGAGACAGGAAGCAUUCGGUGCCACCUCUCCCUGUGUCGCCUCCCCCGCCAUCGCCGCAGAUGUUACCUGGGACUCCUGCCACCUCCUCCUCAGUCACGUCAGUCCUCUGCCUCACCCCCUCACCCCGACAAGCCACUGAAACAUCAUCUCAGCCCAUUCCAGCAGCCUGCACAACAAUGGUCCAAUCACAAAGUCAGAUUUGCACCUCUGCAUCCACAACUGUAUCUUCCUCUGUCAAGAACCCAGGAAAGUGUCAGAGCUCCACCUUUUCCACCUACACCUUCACGACUUGUCGCAUCCUGCACCCCAGUGACAUCACACAGGUCACCACAAGUUCUCAGUCGUCCAUCAUGGCCAACACACCCAGCUCCAUGAGGACAGGUCCCAGUACCCCUGUGACUCCUUGCCGUCUGAGUCUCGGUGACUCCUUUCCCCCUCGACGCCCCGCUGCAGCCCCCGGCGGCCUGGCCAAGCUGGUUCUAGAGAGGGGUAUUUCUGCACAAGUCUCCACUGACGCUCCACCUUCAUCCCCCAAACCCACAACGCGGCAGCCCCUUUUCCGCCUCCUCCCAAGCACUCCCCCUAACUCCCCCACCCACUCACCUUCUCCCUCCCCGGUGCCCAUGGAGUCCCGCCAGCACUCGGCUGACAAUUUCCUUGCCUCAAGGCCAGCAGAGCUUUUUCUCCAGGACGUAUACGGCUUGAAUUUGGGCCGUGCGCCACAUCCCGACUUACCAAGCUCUUCCCAUGAGCCCCCAGCCUUCGUCCCGUCUCCUAAGCCAGGCAGAGCCGGGCCUGACCCAGGCAACGUGGGCCUGGUAGAGAGGCUGCGGCGGUUGGGAUUCACCAAGGUGCUGCAUGGUUAUGAGUCUGAGGCCUCAGUGCCACGCCAGGAUUCUUCAACUUUUGUGUCAGCAGGCGGAGGAAGCCUAUUGGACGGUCUGAGGCGCAACCAGAGCCUUCCGGCCAUGAUCUGUGCCCGAGCGGGGAAGCCGUCCGCUCACCCGACACCUCCUGCUCACCCCACCUCCCUGGCCCUCCCACCACCACCAUGGGGAAACCCUAAAGAACGCCGCCGGCAUCUUGCCUCUGUCUCCCAUGUCCCAUCAAGUUCAACCAAGCGCUGAGUGCAGAACAUGACCUUCUCCCAUUCAUCUCCAUCUUCCACUUCUUCCCCUCAUCUCUCCUCCUUUCUGCCUUUGGAGAGAGGAGUCGGGGCAUCUUGUGGCCAGAACAAAUCCCUCCUUUUUCUGAAUUAAUUUUAAAGCACAAUUUAACUAAACUGACUGUUUUUAGUGACGCCGCAGUGUCUAUGUGUGUAGAUGUUUGCAGCAAUUCUAGAUAUCGAGGCCUUAGCUUGCCUCUGAGUGGGUGAUUCAGCUCUCCAUACCUUCUCAGCCGUGUAGGAAUCUUAAUUAGGCUACGUAGUUUUCCUUUGAGACUCUGGAUGUUCAGGUUCAGGUAGAGGAGGUAAGAAAGGGACAGUGUGUAAGUGAAAGAAGGUUUGUGGAUGUGGAUUAGAAAAGAGAUGGUCCCGUAUUAUGCAAAUUCUCAGGUUCAUACUUUAAUUUAUGCUGUCUACUAGAAAGUGGGCACAUUGUUUGAUUGACAACAAUGUGUUGCUACAGCAGGCUCUAUAUACCCUCUGAGCGCCCCGUUUUGGUGCCUGUCUCUUUAAGGCCUCCUCCACUGAUGUGGUUGGUCAGCUCUCACAAGCCUGAGCAGGCACCACUCGCAGCGUUUACACAUUUGCUCUGCUGGAUUUUGCCGCCACGUAAGUCCUGGGGGGCGUGGCCUAGGGCAGAGACUGUGUCAUUGUGACAUCACAACUUUACAGAAGUCCUGACAGCUCGUUUACAGUAUCUGAAUGGGGGCUGUUUGCAUUUCUCUGUGGACUGAACGUUUUUAUACUUUUACAAUAUUUAUAUAGCACCUUGACCUGCUUUUAUUAUGAAAAAAGAGGAAAUCGCAAUUUCCACAAUAUGGACCUUUUUUAAAGGGGCAUUAAGUGUUUUUGGAGAGGAAAGUUAAACUCAGAAUUUGGAUGUCAUAUUAAUGAGGUAAUAAUACAAACUCUGAUGUAAAGAAAUGUGUAUCUUUUACACAAGUGAAUAA